Messenger RNA from Cynara cardunculus var. scolymus (artichoke), 1247 nucleotides. Its product is annotated as copper chaperone for superoxide dismutase, chloroplastic/cytosolic. Bases 112 to 1074 code for a protein of 320 amino acids. Gene Ontology annotation, biological process: removal of superoxide radicals. Gene Ontology annotation, molecular function: superoxide dismutase activity; copper ion binding. NCBI's taxonomy places the organism in Eukaryota, Viridiplantae, Streptophyta, Magnoliopsida, Asterales, Asteraceae. The transcript has 6 exons. The record is from RefSeq and is a predicted model, not a curated record.
AGGGUAGGGGAUGAUGUAGAUGGAUGAUUCGAGAUGCAUCUAGAACUAUAAACAACAAUUAAAAUGUUCACAUCCGAUUUCAAUUAAAAUCGUCGAUUGGAGAAGGGAAAUAUGGGGUUCUUAAGAACAAUUUCAACAACGACGGCCGUUACAACAACAGCAGCAGCUCUAGCUCUCAAUUCCCUCGCCCCAUCUUCAACUUCAUCCUCCUCUUAUAAUUAUAAUUUCACCAAACCCUUUUUGAAUUCAUCGUCUCCAGCUUCGAGUCGUUUCGGGCUAAUGAAGACUCUCGCUGCCCCUCCUCCUGCUCUUCACAUGGACGCUAAACCAGCCCUGAAGCACGAUGCGGAAUUACCAGAAGUUAUGACAGAAUUCAUGGUGGAUAUGAGUUGUGAAGGUUGUGUUAAAGCGGUCAAGAAUAAGUUGCAAACAGUCGAUGGAAUUAAGACCAUUGAUGUGGAUCUGAGCAAUCAAGUAGUUAGAAUAUUCGGGUCUUCUCCAGUGAAGAUCAUGGCUGAAGCCUUGGAGCAAACUGGCCGGAAAGCCCGGCUAAUUGGUCAAGGUUCUCCAGGAGAUGUCUUCAUUUCUGCUGCUGUUGCUGAAUUCAAAGGCCCAGAAAUUUUCGGAGUGGUACGUCUGGCCCAAGUGAGUAUGGAGUUGGCUAGAAUCGAAGCCAACUUCAGUGGGUUGUCACCUGGAAAGCACGCAUGGUCCAUAAACGAAUUCGGUGAUCUUACUCGAGGUGCCGCAAGUACCGGAAAACUAUUUAAUCCAAUCAAGCAGCAGCUAUCAGAUGAAAAGAAGUUUCAGGCGCUUGGUGACCUGGGAACACUGGAUGUUGACGAGAAAGGAGAAGCCUUCUUCUCGGGUGUGAAACAUAACCUUACGAUUGGUGAUCUCGUCGGCAGAGCUAUAGCAGUGUACGAAAGUGAAGAUAGAUCCGAUACUGGGCUUGCAGCAGCAGUUAUAGCUAGAAGCGCCGGAGUUGGUGAGAACUACAAAAAACUUUGCACCUGUGAUGGCACCACCAUCUGGGAAGCGACCAAUGCAGAUUAUGUUACCAGCAAAGUUUAACUCGAUCCUGUUGCCACAUUAUCGAUGUCAUUUUGAUAUAUCGAAGGGUGUAAAACUACUUGUAAGGAAGAGUCUCGAUUGUCGAAGUUGUAACAUUUGUAUGUGGAUGCUUAAAAAUACGAACUUGGUGUCUCUUAUGAAUAAUAGGCCUACAUUAGAGGUCUAGUUUACUU